Messenger RNA from Babesia bigemina, 5289 nucleotides. RefSeq lists its product as hypothetical. Lineage: Eukaryota; Apicomplexa; Aconoidasida; Piroplasmida; Babesiidae. The coding region runs from base 1 to 5289 and encodes 1762 amino acids. The transcript is spliced from 2 exons. The record is from RefSeq and is a predicted model, not a curated record.
AUGAUCUACAACUCGUUGACGGAGGCUCCUCACAACCUCAAGGAGGGUAUUGACUGGCUGUUGGCCCUGAGGGGAACCAAUGCUGCAAGCAAUUUGAAGGCUAUUGGCACCGCACUGUACAACUUCCUUGCGGACAAGCCUGUCGGCUAUGCGGAGUUCCCAGCUCUCGAAAGUGUUAAACGUAUUUCUCAGAAAUUCCUGGAGAAACCGGAGCUUAAGGGCCAGCCAUUCGUAGGAGACCUACUGAAACAAUACACUACAACCUUGAGAAGAAGACUAAAAUUGAAGGAUUUGAAAUCGAAGGGUGUCGAGGAAAGCGAUUAUUUGAACGUUUUAGAGACCCGGGGUGUCAAACCCAAAGACAUCGCAAAAAACGUAGGUGAGGUUGUGAGUGGUUGUGAGGUCUUAUUGAACGAUAUAACAAAGCCUUCACGGUAUACGUCUGCAUACAGUUUGGAAGCGACAUGGGAGAAGUCAUGCGCGCCAGACCCGGAGGCUUGCGCUCAGGUCCUCGUGGGAAUCGCGCCUAUGUUAUACGCCGGCCUACGGUCUUUGAGGGCUGCGGGCAAUGUUUCAACCUGGAAUUGGUCAUUGACAGAUAAGUCGGAGCGUGUGGAUGUAGUAAUGAAAGCUCUGGGUUAUUCAGAGUCGGAAUGCCGCAAUAACUUGAGUGGGCCGGAUAUAAGCAAUGCGUUAAGAAGUGUGAAUUAUAGAGUCUUGAGCACACUCUAUGACAUCGCUGGAUUUUGGGCUUUCUAUGGUUGUGAUCAUGAAGUGGAUGUGGAGGUUGAUGCGCAUGUAGAACCUGGAGACGUAAAAUCAGACGACACUGCGGGAACUGCAGGUAAGGGUAUCAUGGAAUUGGCCGACUCUGAUGAAAUUGAGGAAACUCCAGUUAGGGGUAUCAUGGAUUUGGCUGACGCCGACGAAAUCGAGGAGAUUGAAGAACCUGCAAGAACUGGUAAAUCUACUAAACCCGGCAAAGUCGGUAAAUCUGAAGACACCGGCAAAUCUGGUAAACCCGGCAAAGUCGGUAAAUCUGGUAAACGUCGUAAAUCUGAAAAAUCUAGUGAACACCGUAAAUCUGAUAAAUCUGGUAAACCUCGUAGAGCGGAUAUUGAAGAGCCAUCUACGAAACCUGCAAGAACUCGUAGAUCUGGUGUUGAAGAGCCAUCUACGAAACCUGCAAGAACUCGUAGAUCUGGUGUUGAAGAACCAUCUACGAAGCCUGCAAGAACUCGUAGAUCUGGUGUUGAAGAACCAUCUACGAAGCCUGCAAGAACUCGUAGAUCUGGUGUUGAAGAACCAUCUACGAAGCCUGCAAGAACUCGUAGAUCUGGUAUGGAUUCACCAACUAAACGUCGCUCACGGUCUAGAGUUGACUCACCUGCUGAGAGACGUCCGAGGUCUAGAGCUGAUUCACCUGCUAAGAGGCGCACGUGGUCAGGAGUUGACUCACCAGCUAGAAGGCGCCCAAGAUCUGCUGUGGAUGCUGCAAUCAAACGUCGCUCACGGUCUAGAGUUGACUCACCUGCUGAGAGACGUCCGAGGUCUAGAGCUGAUUCACCUGCUAAGAGGCGCACGUGGUCAGGAGUUGACUCACCAGCUAGAAGGCGCCCAAGAUCUGCUGUGGAUGCUGCAAUCAAACGUCGCUCACGGUCUAGAGUUGACUCACCUGCUGAGAGACGUCCGAGGUCUAGAGCUGAUUCACCUGCUAAGAGGCGCACGUGGUCAGGAGUUGACUCACCAGCUAGAAGGCGCCCAAGAUCUGCUGUGGAUGCUGCAAUCAAACGUCGCUCACGGUCUAGAGUUGACUCACCUGCUGAGAGACGUCCGAGGACUAGAGCUGAUUCACCUACUAAGAGGCGCACGUGGUCAGGAGUUGACUCACCAGCUAGAAGGCGUCCGAGGUCUGGUGUUGACUCACCAGCUGGAAGACGUCCGAGGUCUGGAGUUGAUUCACCAGCUAGAAGGCGUCCCAGGUCAGGUGUUGACGCGCCUGCUAAGAGGCGUCCGAGGUCUGCUGUGGAUGCUGCAAUCAAACGCCGUACAAGGUCUGCAGUUGAUUCACCGGCUAGAAGGCGUCCAAGAUCAGGAGUUGAUUCACCGGCUAGAAGGCGUCCCAGGUCAGGUGUUGACGCGCCUGCUAAGAGGCGUCCGAGAUCAGGAGUUGACUCACCAGCUGGAAGGCGUCCCAGGUCAGGUGUUGACGCGCCUGCUAAGAGGCGUCCGAGGUCUGCUGUGGAUGCUGCAAUCAAACGCCGUACAAGGUCUGCAGUUGAUUCACCGGCUAGAAGGCGUCCACGAUCAGGAGUUGAUUCACCGGCUAGAAGGCAUCCCAGGUCUGGAGUUGAUUCACCUGCUGGAAGACGUCCAAGAUCAGGUGUUGACUCACCAGCUGGAAGGCGUCCAAGAUCAGGAGAUGACUCACCAGCUGGAAGGCGUCCCAGGUCAGGUGUUGACGCGCCUGCUAAGAGGCGUCCGAGGUCUGCUGUGGAUGCUGCAAUCAAACGCCGUACAAGGUCUGCAGUUGAUUCACCGGCUAGAAGGCGUCCACGAUCAGGAGUUGAUUCACCGGCUAGAAGGCACCCCAGGUCUGGAGUUGAUUCACCUGCUGGAAGACGUCCGAGGUCUGGAGUUGAUUCACCUGCUGGAAGACGUCCAAGAUCAGGUGCUGACUCACCAGCUGGAAGGCGUCCAAGAUCAGGAGUUGACUCACCAGCUGGAAGGCGUCCCAGGUCAGGUGUUGACGCGCCUGCUAAGAGGCGUCCGAGGUCUGCUGUGGAUGCUGCAAUCAAACGCCGUACAAGGUCUGCAGUUGAUUCACCGGCUAGGAGACGUCCGAGGUCCGGAGUUGAUUCACCUGCUGGAAGACGUCCGAGGUCUGCAGUUGAUUCACCGGCUAGGAGACGUCCGAGGUCCGGAGUUGACGCGCCUGCUAAGAGGCGUCCGAGGUCUGGAGUUGAUUCACCUGCUGGAAGACGUCCGAGGUCAGGAGUUGAUUCACCUGCUAGAAGGCGUCCCAGGUCAGGUGUUGACGCGCCUGCUAAGAGGCGUCCGAGGUCUGGAGUUGAUUCACCUGCUGGAAGACGUCCGAGGUCUGGAGUGGAUUCACCUGCUGGAAGACGUCCGAGGUCUGGAGUUGAUUCACCGGCUAGAAGGCGUCCCAGGUCUGGAGUUGAUUCACCGUCUAGAAGGCGUCCCAGGUCUGGAGUUGAUUCACCGUCUAGAAGGCGUCCCAGGUCUGGAGUUGAUUCACCUGCUGGAAGACGUCCGAGGUCUGGAGUUGAUUCACCUGCUGGAAGACGUCCGAGGUCAGGAGUUGAUUCACCUGCUGGAAGACUUCCCAGGUCUGGAGUUGACUCCCCGGCUAAGAGCCGUUCCAGGUCAGGAGUUGAUUCACCUGCUGGAAGACGUCCGAGGUCUGGAGUUGAUUCACCUGCUGGAAGACGUCCGAGGUCAGGAGUUGAUUCACCUGCUGGAAGACUUCCCAGGUCUGGAGUUGACUCCCCGGCUAAGAGCCGUUCCAGGUCAGGAGUUGAUUCACCUGCUGGAAGACGUCCGAGGUCUGGAGUUGAUUCACCUGCUAAGAGGCGUCCGAGGUCUGCUGUGGAUGCUGCAAUCAAACGCCGUACAAGGUCUGGAGUUGAUUCACCGGCUAGAAGGCGUCCAAGAUCAGGAGUUGAUUCACCGGCUAGAAGGCGUCCCAGGUCAGGUGUUGACGCGCCUGCUAAGAGGCGUCCGAGGUCUGCUGUGGAUGCCGCAAUCAAACGCCGUACAAGGUCUGCAGUUGAUUCACCGGCUAGAAGGCGUCCCAGGUCAGGUGUUGACGUGCCUGCUAAGAGGCGUCCGAGAUCAGGAGUUGACUCACCAGCUGGAAGGCGUCCCAGGUCAGGAGUUGAUAAACCGCCAAGUAAAUCGUUACUGCCUGGAAAGUCUGCCAAAUCUAGACGUACGACCAAACAUUCGAAAUCGGAUACUGAUUUAUCGUCGAAGGAUGUUUCAGCACCUGGAAAGUUUGAUAAAGAUGAUGAAUUUUGUACAUGUGAAGAAUCUUCACAUGCUGUCAAAACUAGUUGGUCGGUUAAAGAUGAUGAAUUUUGUACAUGUGAAGGAACUGCCGGAGUAUCAAAACCUGCUACAGUUGGUAGCUCUGAACAGUCUGUGAAACCGGUUGUUAUGGAGAAAUCUGGUAAUGGUGAAGGAACUGCCGGAGUAUCAAAACCUGCUACAGUUGGUAGCUCUGAACAGUCUGUGAAACCGGUUGUUAUGGAGAAAUCUGGUAAAGGUGAAGAAAUUGCCGGAGUAUCAAAACCUGCUACAGUUGGUAGCUCUGAACAGUCUGUGAAACCGGUUGUUAUGGAGAAAUCUGGUAAAGGUGAAGAAAUUGCCCAGCCUAUAAAGCAAAGGUCGGUAAAAGAUGAUGAAUUUUGUACAUGUGAAGAAUCUUCGCAUAGUGUAAAACAUGACAAGUCAGUUAAAGAAGAUGACUUUUGUACAUGUGAAGACCAUUCCGAACCAUCGAAACCUACUGAAGCUGCUAAAGGUGAUCCGGCUGUGAAGCCUACAAAGGGUGGUAAACCUGCUGAAGCUGCUAAAGGUGAUCCGGCUGUGAAGCCUACAAAGGGUGGUAAACCUACUGAAGCUGCUAAAGGUGAUCCGGCUGUGAAGCCUACAAAGGGUGGUAAACCUGCUGAAGCUGCUAAAGGUGAUCCGGCUGUGAAGCCCACAAAGGGUGGUAAACCUACUGAAGCUGCUAAAGGUGAUCCGGCUGUGAAGCCCACAAAGGGUUGUAAACCUGCUGAAGCUGCUAAAGGUGAUCCGGCUGUGAAGCCCACAAAGGGUGGUAAACCUACUGAAGCUGCUAAAGGUGAUCCGGCUGUGAAGCCUACAAAGGGUGGUAAACCUGCUGAAGCUGCUAAAGGUGAUCCGGCUGUGAAGCCUACAAAGGGUGGUAAACCUGCUGAAGCUGCUAAAGGUGAUCCGGCUGUGAAGCCUACAAAGGGUGGUAAACCUACUGAAGCUGCUAAAGGUGAUCCGGCUGUGAAGCCUACAAAGGGUGGUAAACCUGCUGAAGCUGCUAAAGGUGAUCCGGCUGUGAAGCCCACAAAGGGUGGUAAACCUACUGAAGCUGCUAAAGGUGAUCCGGCUGUGAAGCCUACAAAGGGUGGUAAACCUACUGAAGCUGCUAAAGGUGCACCGGCUGUGAAGCCUUCUAAACCUAAAAAGUCUGGCACGCAUGAAAAUGCAGAGAAGACUGUGAAAUCGUCAAUAGCAUUUAAAAAGUAA